UUCAUUGUUAGUGGUCACCCCGCACAGAUAGUUUAUUUGCUCAGUGACGGGCGUUUCUUCGACCACACCGACGUCUUUUGUUGUCUUAUCCCAACUCGGUCCUCGGAGCCUGCGGAUCGAGGGCUGGAUCGUACCAACCCAGCGCAGCGGCAGCCCGACUCCCAGUCGGUGCUUGUAAGCUAGGCUAGGCCUAAAUCGGUCGCAUACACUUAUGGACUUUGGAAAACAAGCUUAACAUUCUCCGGAAUCGCGUGUGAAUGGAGCAGUGUGCGAGUACGGCCUCCCUGCUGGCCUCGGUGCGGGAGCAGGAGAGGCAGUUUGAGAUGCUGAGCCGAGCUCUGGAGGAGGAGCGCAGGUCGUGCGCCGGUACCCUGCCCCGCCCCCUCCCCACCAUGCAGAACGGACGCAUUCCAUGUGAUGCAGACAUAGAGAGGCUCACGCUGAACGAGGGCUACAUCAACGGGACACAUCAUUUCAGGAUGGAUCCUGGUCCAGUGGUGCAGGAGACGUACGCGGUGGAGGAGGACCCCCAGGAGUCUCCACAUGUUGUCGCAGUGGAAACUAGUGAAGAUGGGAUCUUGCGGCCCACAGAAACAGUGGUGAAGAAACCAGUUAAGACCACCACCACUCGCACAGUCAUCCCCUCUGUGUCAGACACCCUUUCCCUGGAUGGAGGGGGUUCAGUGACGGGGAUGGGGAGCUACCCGGUUUCCAUGGACCGGGUCUAUAGGCCGGUCCCAGGGGUUGGGGGGCCCAUGGACUACCCCACCCAUACUGUGCCCCGCAACUACCACUACGGACCCCCGGGGGGAUAUGACGACUACCGCACAGGACCCCCCUCUGACACCUACACUAGUCUCACCCGGGGUGCACGCAUGGACGACCGAUACAGACCAGUGCAUCCAGAUGGCUACAGAACUCUGGAUCCAAGCUACAGAGCCCCCAGCAGGAACCAGCUGGACCCCUAUGCUGCUCAACCACAGGUUGGUCGUAUGGGCAGUGCCAUGGAGCUAUCGGGCAUGCAGAGGUUUGUCCCCGAGCCGUAUGGUUUGGAGGAUGAUCAGCGUAGCAUGGGCUUUGACGAUGCAGACUAUGGUUUGGUACCCCCCAUUCACUUCAGCACUAUGCCCCGAAACCACCAUGCCUUUCCCCAUGGACCCCCACGCAGGACCGGGAGUUACGAGGGCACCCUGGAUGGUGACAUGAGUGGCGCAGGGGACAUGUACUACUGGGGAUCAGCACCACUGGCCCAGGGUGAAAGAGGAAGCAUGGCCUCAUUGGACAGCACUCUAAGGAAAGGUCCUGGCCCUGGGGGGUGCCGUCAACCAGAACUGCCUGAGGUCAUUGCCAUGCUCAACUACAGGCUGGACCCAGUCAAGAGCAACGCAGCUGCUUACCUGCAGCAUUUAACCUACAAGAACGAUAAAGUGAAGUCUGAUGUGCGCCGUUUGAAAGGCAUCCCAGCGCUGGUAUCCAUGCUGGACAAUCCAAACAAAGAGGUGCACCAUGCGGCCUGUGGAGCGCUGAAGAACAUCUCUUAUGGCAAAGAUCCGGACAACAAGAUCGCCAUCAAGAACUGUGACGGAGUGCCUGCCCUGAUCAGACUGCUGAGGAAGACCCACGACCAGGACCUCACUGAUACUAUCACAGGGACGCUGUGGAACCUGUCGUCUCACGACUCGGUGAAGAUGGAAAUUGUGGACCACGCACUGCACGCCCUCUCCGAUGAGGUGAUGGUUCCCCAUUCGGGCUGGGAGAGGGGGAGCAAUGGAGGAGGGGAGGAAAACUGCAAGCCCAGACAUCUGGAGUGGGAGACGGCACUCACCAACACAGCAGGCUGUCUGAGGAAUGUGAGCUCAGAGCGAAGUGAGGCAAGGAGGAAGCUGCGGGAGUGCACAGGAUUGGUUGACUCGCUCAUGUACAUCGUCCAAUCCCAGAUUGACUGUAAAGACGUAGACAAUAAGUUGAUAGAGAACAGUGUGUGUCUCCUGAGGAACUUGUCCUACCACGUGCACCGUGAAAUCCCCGGCUGUGAGCGCUACCAGGAGGCCAUACCCAUCAACCAGGGCCCCGCCCCCAGCAGCCAGAAGGGUGGCUGCUUUAGUUCUCGCAAGGGCAAAGAUGAGUGGUUUUCCAGAGGUAGGAAAGAUGAGGACGGAGCUGCAGACGUAAUAGACAUUCCAAAGAGGACCACACCGGCCAAAGGUUAUGAGCUGUUGUUCCAGCCAGAGGUGGUCCGCAUCUACACCUCCCUGCUGAAGGAGUCCAAGAACCCCACCGUGCUGGAGGCCUCGGCAGGAGCCGUCCAGAACCUGUGUGCUGGACGCUGGACUUAUGGCCGGUACAUCCGUGCCUUGCUGCGCCAAGAGAAGGGUCUGCCCAUGAUGACUGAGCUGCUUGCUCACAGCAACGACCGUGUAGUGCGGGCCAUGUCAGGAGCCCUCCGCAACCUGGCCAUCGAUGCACGCAACAGAGACCUGCUAGGCAAACAUGCUGUGCCUAACCUGGUAGCCAACCUGCCAGGUGGUGGUCAGAGCCAGCCAGUGCGAGCGCUCUCAGAGGAGACGGUGGUGUCGGUGUUGAGCACGCUCCACGAGGUGCUGGGCUCCAGUCUGGAUGCAGCCAAGACCCUCAGGGCUUCACAGGGAAUCGAGAGAUUGGUGCUCAUCAACAAGGACGGCAAUCGCUCUGAACGGGAGGUGCGUGGGGCUGGCCUGGUGCUGCAGACAGUGUGGGCUUAUAAAGAGCUUCGGCGCACUCUGGAGAAGGACGGCUGGAAGAAAACAGAUUUCAUGGUCAACCUAAACCCUCCCAGCAACAACACCAGGGCCAAUGGAGGAUAUGAGGACAGCACUCUGCCUCUUAUAGACAAAGGGGCGAAAGGGGACCAGGAUAGAGACAUGAUUCCAAUGAAUGACUUGGGACCAGAUGCCUACUCCACACUGGACCAGAGAGGGAGGAGGAACACGCUUGACAACACACUUGAACCUGCUGACAGAGAUGCAGUACAGGGAGGGAUGUAUGGGGAGAGGCAGGCCUCUUUGCCUCUCGUGGAUUCUUACGAUGGUUAGGCCACACCCACUGUCACACUGCAUGUCAGCGCAUGAAAAACUGAUAGUGUGCAUCACAAGACGACAGCCUCCUCCCACCUACUGCCCCUGCUGAACUGACAACACUCACUGAGGGACCUUGACACUACCGACUUGACUAAACUGUUCUUUUCAUUCACUCUUCUGUUCCUCAUUCUUUUUCACUCAGUCUUCUCUCUCUCUCUUUUACAUUCCUCCACUGAACUUGACAAACAGACGUUAGCCACUAAUGAAACAACAUGGAAAACAGACGUGGCUCUACGCUCCCUGUGGACAACUUGACGUGAUACUAUGACCACUGCAAGCCCCAAAACGCUAACCACUCACCAGUGACUGUGGCCACAAGCUCCUCCCACAACACUAUUACAACUCGAUGCAACAGCGCUACAACUUCUCCUGACAACACUAAUGCUCCAACACUAAUACUCAAUGGCACUGCAAAGCCGGACAGCAACAAAGCGGUAACUGAGGCUUCAUCCGGGAAACUACAACUUUUAUGACUUUGGAGUUGGGAGCUUCACAAGACUUGCCAAACUAAUUAAAGGGAACUGUUGGAAUCGGAACAACACACUGAGGAAAAAUCUACACAAAAUGGGUAUUACAAGAUGUCUUGAUUAAAUGGAGCAAACAUGUUUUUUUUCCUAUGAUGGUUGAGUAUUACAAGAAAACCAUUUCCUACAACAGUGAAACCAAUGUUUAUUGACUUGUUCAAUUGGCUGUGAUGCUUCUUCUGUUUUGAUAGUUAUUAUUCCUGUUCUUGCUUUGCGCUGUACCACAGUAAUGUACAUGUGCCAAAUGAUACUGCUACUGCUGCAACUGCCAAUACUGAAUGCUAUCUCCUGAGAACUUUCUUCUCUUUCUCACACACACACACACACACACACUUACAGCAGCUGACACUGAAAACUGUCAUUUGCUUUGUUCUGUAUGCAGUUGUGUCAUGAGUCAGUGACGGUCCACUGCUAAGGUGCAUGGGAUUUUGCAUUUUCUGUAUUUGAUUGUUGCUCAUAGAUUAAAAGGGGUAGAGGUCCUUGUAUGGAGAGCUCCACAACUCACAUACAGAAAUAGACUGCGUAGAGCAGACGGAUAAUGUUCUGCCCUGUUGCGAUUGGGAGUAUAGUCUGUGCUAUGCGAUGUUUCUGUUAUAUUCUUUUCAUUAAAUACUAAGACUGCUUCUUUUUUGUUUUCGGGAGAUAUCCCAGGAUUUGAUUGAUUCAGUGAGUGCAUUUCUUUUUAUCUGCAAGUCUAUAUUAUGAAUGUGUAAAUGUGAGACUGCCUCUAACGUCUGUGUAGGUUAACUGGAGUGCCUCGCUCAUUCACGAUUGGUCUGAUGGGUGUCUCCAAGAUGACAUGGCUAACCAAUCAAGGUGUCUUUUUCAUUUUUUUUUUUCUUGGUAGCACGUUUCCAGGCGAGAAUGUAUGGAACUCAACAGUGAUAUAUUCUACGAGAUACUGGAAUAUAUGAGCUUAUAUUGAUGUUUCUGUGUGUGGGUGUGUGUGUGUGUAAGAGAGAGUAUGUAAGACUGUAUGCAUCAGCCUUGACUUUGUUGUUCAGAUUGUUUUCUAUAGAAUUUAAAACUCUUGAGUUCUGUAUAAUAUCCUGCUCCACAAACCUGGCUUGAUUGGUAGGUGAAGAUUACAGAACAGUACUUGGGAGAGGACAAAUUCCUGUCUGUGUUAACUUUAUUUCUUAAGUACAGUGCUUGUUCUGUAGAAGACUGCAUAUUCUUAUUGACAAGUAAGAUGUAGAUAUUUACUGAGUGGAUGAUUUAAACAAAUAAAAAAAAAAAGCACUGGGGGGGAGGAAUGGUAUGGGGGUUAAAACGUGUUUUUUUUUUUUUUUUUCCAGCUUUUCCAUGUUUCUGUUUUCCAUGCCAAUUGAAACACUACAGAGGAAUUUUCAUUUUCUCAAAUUAUUGAGUUGCCUUUCAGAGUGAACGGACUAAAGAGGGGAACAGAGGAGAGGAAGGGUUCAAUUUAAUUAAUCUACAGUCAUAGAUCAGGCUUUGCUAUUAGAUAAAGUGGUGAAAAAAUAAAAGCACAUUUAAACUAUAUAUACAAGAGAAUAUUUGUUAAUUUGAAUGGUUUUAUGUAUUUCUUUUUUUAUAUCAUGAUUUGGGUUUAAUUGUUUUGGGUGCUCUGGGUGAACGCAUUAUGCAAUCAGUUUUUGUUUGAUUGAAAACAUUCACAGUUUAUAUCUUCUAAAUAAAUACAAAACAAGUUUAAAAAAAAGUAACUUAUGUCAGUCAUCAGAUACUGGAACACUAAUCGACAAGCUGAUUCUGGAUUACACCUUAAUCUCUUUGCCUUGGCUCUUGAAGUUGCACAUUUUCAUUUAUGAAUGAAAUAUGUAACUAGCAAUACUGUUUUUAAUAAUAAAAAAGAUUUUUCAGAA
Myripristis murdjan (pinecone soldierfish) is the source of this 5484-nucleotide messenger RNA. RefSeq names its product catenin (cadherin-associated protein), delta 1 (gene ctnnd1). Gene Ontology annotation, biological process: cell-cell adhesion. The transcript has 23 exons. Gene Ontology annotation, molecular function: protein binding. Gene Ontology annotation, cellular component: cytoplasm; plasma membrane; nucleus. The record is from RefSeq and is a predicted model, not a curated record. NCBI's taxonomy places the organism in Eukaryota, Metazoa, Chordata, Actinopteri, Holocentriformes, Holocentridae. Bases 258 to 3071 code for a protein of 937 amino acids.